UUACUGCAGAGAACGCGCAGAGUGUGUCCUUGAGCCGCGGAUCAUAUCUUUACCCGACCCAGGGGAUAUAAAAAAUGGCUGCCAAAGAAAAGGGCACUCGCAGGGGACUACAGAGCCAGCUGAACUUAAUCAAGAUUGCCUUGAUUGUCAUCGUUUGUUUUGGCGUCUAUCUAUUUGUUAUGGUGCAUCAGGUAGAAAAUCCAUUUAACAACGGAGAUCUGUCCACACCAAUAAUCCAUGAACCAGAAUCGCGAUGGGAUGACACCUACGACCAACCUGAAGAUGUAGGUAAGAGAUCAGAGGAAGUUCUUGACUUCGUAAAAAAUGACGAUGCUUUCAAAGAUCUAAUUGACGUAGAGGUUGACGAUGCUCCACAAAAUGCAUCUUCAACUGAUGUUCCAGGCUCCAAGUUCAGUAAGGGACCAAAAUCAAACGAUUUUAACACAGUCACUUACUUGAAACAGCAAGAAAACAUGGAUUCUCCGCGGAAUGUAUCUUCAAUUCAGGAAAGAAAUAUGACCACAAUUGAUUCAGGAAAAUUCUCAAGAAAUAAACAUAGGAGUCCAGUCGAGUCCAAAUCAGAUCUCGAACAAUACUCGGAAACAACGAAAUCUUCUCGAAGAUUUGACGACCGCUCCCCAAACCUGGGAAUAGAACGCCUUCGGUAUCGCCUAUUACACUCUCAAAUCGGACUAAGAAGGAAACUGGAGCGACAAUUCAAGUCUGUAAAAUCAUCAAAACACUACACGAUGGAUAAGAACACAAAGGAAGAAAUAUUUAAUAUGUCUGCUUCUCAGUCAAACCAUCAGCAAGAAAAAACAUACAAAGUUGAAACUUCAAGUCAAACUGAAAAACUCGCAACUAGAAAUGAUCUCAGUACUAAUGUAUCAGAAAAAUUGAGCCGUGGAACUCCUUCUAUUCUUCACAGACAUAAUAAGAGCGAAAAGGGGAAUAUCACCAAAGUUACUUCUUUGGACAUGCAACAAACGUUAGUAAAAAGUUCCAGUUCCACAUCACUGUUUUCAAGUAAAAUCCCAGUUUCAAAUCAUCAAGAUAAAUCAACGCUUAGAAUUGUGCAAAAUUCUAGUCGACUUCAGAAUACAACUUCGAAUCGACAAAGUUCCCAUCAUAGACAGAAUUCAAGUAAAGUGGCAACAAAUCGUCACAGUCAUAAAUCGCGACUAAAAGAUGGGGAGACGAAAUGGACUUCCGACCAGCUUCCGAAAACGGUUUCGGUGAAAAAGCGAAGGAGUCUCCUUAUCUUCGGUGACGAUCGCUCUGGGACAACAUUCGUGACUAAGAUGUUUGCCACUGAUCGUCAAAUGUUUACAGUGUAUGAACCUUUGUGGGUUACAAAGAAAUGGUUUUCAGGAUCUAUUACAGGAAGUAGAAUGCAUGUUAAUGUUACGUUGGAUGUGAUCAAUGCUUUGCUAUCUUGUCAUUUCACUUUUUCGAGAGCGGGAAAAGAAUUUUUGUUUCAUACAUCAUCGUCUUGGGUGGGCACAGGGGUUUUUGAGAAAAACAUCUUCAGAACUUCUCCAUUUAAACGCAAGACAAAAACUGGAAAGUUGUUCUGGCCUAAUCUUUACCGUUAUCCGGAAUUUGCGGAAAACGUUUGCCUCAAAAAAUUUAAUUACAGCGUGGUAAAGGUUGGACAAGUUCGCGUUCCGCGCGAGAGUAUUUCGACGAUUAUCCCGCGUGUGUUCCACGCGAAUCCUGACACUGACAUACGUGUCAUUCAAAUCGUGCGCGAUCCGAGAGGAAGCCUUAAUUCAAGAAUAAAGAACGGGUGGAUCUCAGAUUUCACUUACGUCGGAUUUCAUUUCCUAGUGCGAAAGAUGUGCCAUAAAAUCGAAGCAAAUAUUCAGUUCGGCAGAGAAUCAAAAUCUGAAUGGAAGGACAGGUACAUGGAAGUAACCUACCGAGAAAUUACCACAAUGCCUGUUACCACAGCUAAGAAAAUGUAUACAUUUGCUGGCUUUGAUAUGCCAGACAGCUUGAUUGAUUGGAUUAUCAAGAGUACGAAUCCUGACCAAGAGGAAUUAAAGGAGGCAUUGCAUAACCCUUAUUCUCAUGUUAGGGAUUCGAGUAAAAAUGAUUUGAAAUGGCGCAAGGAAUCACCCAUCAAGCGAGUGCGAAUAAUCGAGGAAGAGUGUGAGGGUCUGUUGAAUUUACUCAGCCUUGAUCCCAUCGCUGACGAAAUGGAAACAUUGGGUUCUUAAAAAUCAAAGCUAUUUCGGUGCUAAGUCAAAGCCUGAGUGAGAAAAAAUUUUGGAAAAUACGAGACCUGAAAGUCAAGAAGUCAUUAUAUAUUUUAGAUUUUAGAGUAUUUUUUACUAUACGAAAUUCUCAAUUUAAGAUCAAACUUGAAAUGUGUAAAACAAUUCGCUGUCCUUUGCGAGUAAAUUGUUUAGUUAGAUAUAUCAAAAUUAUUGUGGACUCGAUGGUUGUCCUUUUUUUUUUGUAGCCUAUCUAUCUGGGGAAGUGGUCUCGGGCUCUGAGAUUCGCCAUUUCUCCAGUUUCUGCGCACUCACAUUAGUGCAAUGUUUCAUUGAUGGAUCUAUUUGAUAACCAAGCAACUAAUAUAAGGUUAACGUGAUCAUUGAAAGCGGAGCCCUUGAACAAAAGCAACUAAUUAUUAC
This is a messenger RNA of Stylophora pistillata, 2642 nucleotides long. RefSeq lists its product as uncharacterized. NCBI's taxonomy places the organism in Eukaryota, Metazoa, Cnidaria, Anthozoa, Scleractinia, Pocilloporidae. The record is from RefSeq and is a predicted model, not a curated record. Gene Ontology annotation, biological process: sulfur compound metabolic process; N-acetylglucosamine metabolic process. Gene Ontology annotation, molecular function: N-acetylglucosamine 6-O-sulfotransferase activity.